AUUGGUGAUAUGUUAUGUAGCAAAGAGGGGCACGACUUUGUGCUGGAGGAGGAAAUUGGUUUGAUAUGCCGCCACUGUUCUCAUGUGGCCGUCGAGAUCAAAGACAUCUCACCAGCUAUGGACAAGUAUCGUGCUAAUAUUAGUGACAAUAAGAAAUGUAGUGAGAAAAAGGGUGACCCUUUACAUAACAGGCUUGAGUUUGAUGCUUCAGAUCACAUAAAUUAUCCCACCUCUUUGGAUAAUACAGAAGGAACUGUCUGGCAAUACGUCCCUGGCAUCAGAGAUACUUUGUACCCACACCAACAAGAAGGCUUUGAAUUUAUUUGGAAGAACUUAGCUGGGACAACAAAACUUGACGAGUUGAACAGCGAAGGGGUCAAGGGAAGCGGUGGAUGCAUUAUAUCUCAUAAGGCUGGAACUGGUAAGACACGCUUGACCAUCGUUUUUCUUCAGUCGUACUUAGAACGGUUUCCAGAUAGCCAUCCUGUGGUCAUAGCUCCUGCAACCCUAAUGCGUACAUGGGAAGAAGAAUGUAGGAAAUGGAACGCAGAUAUUCCUUUUUUUAACUUGAAUAGUCGGCAGCUCUCAGGGUAUGAGGACGCUGCAGCUGUCUCACUGUUAAAUGGAAAUAGGCAACAUGAUUCCGUCCGUAUGCUUAAGUUGUAUUCGUGGCGGAAGAAGAAAAGCAUUCUUGGAGUUAGCUACCCUCUGUAUGAGAAGCUCGUGGCAAAUAAGAAAGCUGGAAAAAUGCAAGUGUUUAGGAGGAUGUUGCUAAAAUUGCCGGGGUUGCUGGUCCUUGACGAGGGCCACACCCCGAGAAACCAGAAUAGUCUCAUUUGGAAAGUGCUUACUGAAGUCAGAACAGAAAAGCGUAUAAUUCUUUCAGGGACACUGUUCCAGAAUAAUUUCAAGGAACUUUCAAAUGUCUUAUGCCUGGCAAGACCAGCUUUGAAAGAUACGCUUUCGUCGAUGCUACAGGAACUUAGCAAGCGGAGCCAAGAAGGAGAACACGGAAGGGUGAAUGAAGAAAUUGGAAUUGUGGAUCUUAAGGUUAAGAUUGCUCCUUUUGUGCAUGUCCACGAAGGAAACAUCCUUGAAGAAAGCCUUCCAGGUCUAAAAGACUGUGUU
Molecule: messenger RNA, 1128 nt
Organism: Camelina sativa (false flax)
Lineage: Eukaryota; Viridiplantae; Streptophyta; Magnoliopsida; Brassicales; Brassicaceae
Source: RefSeq, a predicted model, not a curated record